AUGCGCUCCGCAGCCGCCCUGUGCCGCCUGCUCCUCAUCCUCCUCUUCAUACUCAUCCUCCUGCCGCCGCCGCCCGCCGCCUACUUCGGGUCAGCACCGCCCGCGGGGACCGGCCCUCGGCACCGCCUCCGCGCCCCGGGCAGAGCGCAAAACCCGCGGGGCAGCGCUGGGAACACCGGGGAGGGAGAGCGCAAAACCCGCGGGGCAGCGCUGGAGGGGACACCGGGGAGGGAGAGCGCAAAACCCGCGGGGCAGCGCUGGAGGGGACACCGGGGAGGGAGAGCGCAAAACCCGCGGGGCAGCGCUGGGAACACCGGGGAGGGAGAGCGCAAAACCCGCGGGGCAGCGCUGGAGGGAACACCGGGGAGGGAGAGCGCAAAACCCGCGGCGCAGCGCUGGGAACACCGGGGAGGGAGAGCGCAAAACCCGCGGCGCAGCGCUGGGAACACCGGGGAGGGAGAGCGCAAAACCCGCGGCGCAGCGCUGGGAACACCGGGGAGGGAGAGCGCAAAACCCGCGGCGCAGCGCUGGGAACACCGGGGAGGGAGAGAGCUUUUGCCGCGGAGGAGCUGCUGGAGGCAGGCGCGGAGGCUCCGCGGGGUUGCUCGGUCCUCGGACAGGUCCCUGCCGGAGCCCUGCGGGGUGCGGGAGAGGCUCCGGGCCGGGCCGCGCACCUGCAGCCCCAAGCGCAUCCCCGCAGCCCGGGGAGCGUCCCCGCAGCCCCCGGAGAUCCCCGGAGCGUCUCCGCGGCUCAUCCCCGCGGCUCAUCCCCGCGGCUCAUCCCCGCAGCCCCCGGAGAUCCCCAGAGUAUCCUCGCAGCCCCCCGAGCAUCUCCGCAGCCCGCGGAGAUCCCCGCAGCGGGGAGAGGGCUGCAGGAAGUUUGGGGUGCAGGCUGUGGCAGGAGGCUCCGCGGUGCUCCCGCAGAAAGGCCUGACCGGCAAAGAAGCUCUGACUCACUUCCCAUCGCUGAGCCCCUCCGCAGCCGCUGCCCAGGGCAAGGGGCACGUCAAGCAGUGCGACCUGCUGCAGCUGUCCCGCAGGCAGAAGCGGCUGUGCCGCCGGGAGCCAGGGCUGGCCGAGACGCUGCGCGACGCUGUGCGCCUCGGCAUCCUCGAGUGCCAGUUCCAGUUCCGCAGCGAGCGCUGGAACUGCAGCCUGGAGGGACGUGCCAGCCUGCUGAAGAGAGGCUUCAAGGAGACUGCCUUCCUGUACGCGGUGUCGGCGGCGGCGCUGACGCACUCCCUGGCCAGAGCCUGCAGCGCAGGGCGCAUGGAGCGCUGCACCUGCGACGAGUCCCCGGGGCUGGAGAACCGCAAGGCCUGGCAGUGGGGGGUCUGUGGGGACAACCUCCGCUACAGCACCAAGUUCCUCAAGAAGUUCCUGGGCCAGAAGAGGGUCGGCAAGGACCUGCGGGCCAAGGUGGACAUCCACAACACCAACGUCGGCAUCAAGGCGGUGAGAAGCGGCCUGAGAACCACCUGCAAGUGCCACGGCGUCUCCGGCUCCUGCGCCGUCCGCACCUGCUGGAAGCAGCUCUCUCCCUUCCACGAGGUCGGUCGCCUGCUGAAGCUGCGCUACGACGACGCCGUUAAGGUCUUCAGCACCACCAACGACGCCGUGGGGCACUCGGAGCUGGCCGGGCCGCAGGGACACAGGCACAGCUCUGCCUCCCCCCGCUCCACCGACCUGGUCUACGUGGAGGACUCCCCCAGCUUCUGCCGCCCCAGCAAAUACUCGCUGGGCACGGCCGGGCGGAGCUGCUCGCGGGAGGGCAGCUGUGCCAGCAUGUGCUGCGGCAGGGGCUACAACACCCAGAGCAGGCUGGUCACCUUCGCCUGCCACUGCCAGGUGCAGUGGUGCUGCUACGUGGAGUGCCAGCAGUGCAUGCAGGAGGAGGUGGUCUACAGCUGCAAGCAGUAGGGAAGCUGCUGGGGGCCGAGGCCAGUCCCGGAGGACAAGGAAGCAGCAGGAGAGGACAGAGCUGAGCCUCUGCCGUGGCUGAGGGCAAAGGCAGGCACCAGAGCCUGCAGUGCCCCAGCUGCCCCCGUGCGGAGAGCCUCCGGGCUGGGCAGCUCCGGCGGC
Molecule: messenger RNA, 2082 nt
Organism: Pogoniulus pusillus (Red-fronted tinkerbird)
Lineage: Eukaryota; Metazoa; Chordata; Aves; Piciformes; Lybiidae
Product: protein Wnt-9b-like
Exons: 4
Coding region: 1-1920 (639 amino acids)
Biological process (GO): canonical Wnt signaling pathway; cell fate commitment; multicellular organism development
Cellular component (GO): extracellular region
Molecular function (GO): cytokine activity; frizzled binding
Source: RefSeq, a predicted model, not a curated record